Messenger RNA from Lathyrus oleraceus (garden pea), 1011 nucleotides. RefSeq lists its product as uncharacterized. The record is from RefSeq and is a predicted model, not a curated record. Gene Ontology annotation, molecular function: serine-type endopeptidase activity. Gene Ontology annotation, cellular component: membrane; signal peptidase complex. The coding region runs from base 178 to 720 and encodes 180 amino acids. Lineage: Eukaryota; Viridiplantae; Streptophyta; Magnoliopsida; Fabales; Fabaceae. The transcript has 8 exons.
UGGAAUCGUAAAGACUAUGUCAUAUCAAUAUAAGGUCAUAUUCUUUUUUCUUAUUUCCGAAAACACCAAAACUCGAAAACAGCUAUCCACAUCACACCUAUAAAUUUACUGCACAAUGUUAAAGUUUUUUUGAAGCUUGAUAAAUUUAUUCUGAUUUCAAUUGCACAAGUAUCAUCCAUGGGUUGGAUUUCAGACACAGUUGAGUCUGUCAAAUCCAUUAAAUUUAGAGAAGCUUCGACCCAACUCAUCACUCUCGGGUUGGUUGUAACAUCUGCGCUAGUUAUAUGGAAAGGGUUAAUGUGUAUCACUGGAACUAAAUCCCCCGUUGUCGUUGUUCUUUCUGAAAGCAUGGAACCUGGUUUUCAAAGAGGUGACAUUCUGUUCUUGCACAUGAAUAAUGAUCCUAUUCGUGCCGGAGACAUUGUGGUUAUCAAUAUAGAUGGACGUGAUAUUCCAAUUGUUCACCGUGUAAUUAAGGUCCAUGAGCGUCAAGAUACACAAGAGACUUAUUACCUUACUAAAGGAGACAAUAAUGACAUGGAUGACAGGGUUUUGUAUAAUCAUGGCCAGGAUUGGUUGGAGAAAAAGCAUAUUAUGGGAAAAGCUGCCGGGUUUUUACCUUAUGCUGGUUGGGCUACACUAAUUAUGUCCCAAAAACCCAUUGUCAAGUAUAUACUAGCGGGGGCAUUUGGACUACUGGUUUUGAUAUCAAAGGAAUAGGUUAAGAAACAAUUGCGUACAAUACAAUGUAAAAGAAUCUCAGAAUCUUUAGUAUAUACUGGUGGGGUGCAUUGAGACUACUGGUUUUGACAUCAGAGGAAUACGUUAAGAAACAAUUGCAUACAAUACAAUGUAAAAGAAUCUGAGAAUCUUUUGUAUAUACUCGUGGGGGCAUUGGGACUACUGGUUUUGACAUCAAAGGAAUAGGUUAAGAAACAAUUACAUACAAUACAAUGUAAAAGAAUUUCAGAAUUUUAGUUUUACUGGUACAAAUAAUUCAUAUUUUCUUCA